AGCAGGUUCCUCCCCUCCUAUAUUAUUCUCCAUAUCUUCAAUGAUUCCCAAUUACAUAAUCAAAUAACAACAAAUCUAUUCAAAAUUACAAAUUGCCAAUAUUGUGUGAGAUAUCCAAAUUACGCCCAACGACUCCUCUUUUUCUCUCUCAAUUAAAGCUACCAGGAAAUCACCAUUGAAGUUCACCUACAAAUCAUAUUCAUAUCUCAACCUUGAAGCUCCACCAUUGUUCUCUCUUCAUCUCUCAGGUUCUUUUAUCUCUGUAGGAUAUGUUGGGAUCAAAGUGGAAGCACUUGGGAGAACUCAAAAAUAAUGCUAUGGAAAACACUUCUAAUAUUACAGUUGAUUCGGAUUUGUGUGGAGAGGAUGGUUGGACUAUUGUUAAGAAACAGAGAGUUAACAUUCUAAUACCCCGUCUUCCCAGUACUGAACAGUCUUCAGUGCCUGAUCUUGAACAAGGUCAGCUGCGUGGAAGUUUGUCUUGCAAUAUGACUAAUAAUCCAUCAGAGCUUCCGCUGGAGAAGCCUCUGAAGGCAAAUUUUAUUGAGGGAAAUGAUGGAUCACUGUCUUUGUCUUCGAAAUCAAAUACUCAAUCUAGUGCAAAAGUUCAUUCCCCUGUAGAUAAUGCAGUAGCAAUUCUGAAUUCACGAAAGCCAGUUUUGAGGAGACUGGCUUUGGAGGACCAAGUAGGUGCUUCGAGAUCCUUUUCUGGAAAGACAGAAAAUCAUCUGAAAUUUCGUAAAACUUCUCCAAAGCUUGUCAGAACUUUCAUGCAACCUGAGCUCUCUGUUAUUUGCACACCGUCUAUUACCAUCAAAUAUUUCAAUAAGAAGACGCGGGCAUCAAAUCUUGAAAGAAACAUAAUAAGUGCGGGUGGAUUGGGCAAGUGGCUUUCUUCUCUUGGACUGGAGCAAUUUGAGGGAAUUCUCCGUGCUAAAAAUGUCAAUAAAUUUCAGUUGGUAGAUCUGUCUAUGAAGAAGCUAAAGGAUAUGGGUGCUCAUGCUGUUGGACCUAGAAGAAAGUUGAUUCAUGCUAUAGAGUGUGUUUGUCAUCCAUACAGUUUUGAACCUUUCAAAAAAUUUCAGAGUCAAUUGAGAUAGUGAUAGUAACUCAAAGCUCAUGUACUCUACGCGUAUGUUGACGUUUCUAUUUCCUGGCAUAUUGUGUAGUUGGGCAAAAAAUAUGCUCUAUGAAGCUGAUGUAUCCAAUGGUGUGUAUACAAGUAUUACAGUAAGAUUUAAGCAAGUUCUACCCAAUAUGAAGCUUAUUUUGUAUUA
Messenger RNA from Chenopodium quinoa (quinoa), 1277 nucleotides. RefSeq lists its product as uncharacterized. Gene Ontology annotation, molecular function: protein binding. The transcript is spliced from 2 exons. Lineage: Eukaryota; Viridiplantae; Streptophyta; Magnoliopsida; Caryophyllales; Amaranthaceae. Bases 270 to 1100 code for a protein of 276 amino acids. The record is from RefSeq and is a predicted model, not a curated record.